GUGGACGGCUGCUUUUUCAUUUAAGAUCCACUAAAAAACCACAAUCAUAAGAACUUCCUUCUUCCAAUCUCCAUAUCCACAGCCCAGCUUCCCUCGCGUUAAUAUGCAAACAUUUAAUGCAAACGCCUACUCAUUUGGAGGCUCGGAUACCCUGCAUAACAUUCAUGUGGAUGUAGCCAGGCAAGAAGUCUCAAACCAAAACGGUGUCAGCUAUCGUCACCGGCAAGGCAUUGAAGAGAAGGCCAAUUCUCACAAGGCGUUUCCAUCGGCUAUUUCGCGCUUGCCCACAGAAAUCCUCACCCAAAUCUUCUUGUACUGCAUCCCAGAAGACGGAGACUUGACGCCUACACGAGAUCUAGCCCCCAUGUUGUUGACCACAGUAUGUCGACGAUGGCGGGAGGUCGCUGUGGACAUACCGAGCCUAUGGCGCAGGCUGCGUUUGGAAGUCGGGCACGGUGACUGGAAACAGAGAGCUUUCUGCUAUGACACCUACCUCAAGCGAUCGCGAGGACGUCAGUUGUCAUUGACACUUGAGUGUCAUGCUGAUGACUCGACGGAGCUACGAAGCCUGCUCCAUCCAUACGUCGAUCAAAUAUCAUCGCUGUCUGUCGGGUUAUUUUACGGUACUGGCUCUUGUCCAGUGGUGGUAGCAGAUUUUGGGGGACUCGAAGAGUUGGUUAUGUACACGAAGGGUUCUGAUCCCGUGCUAGCUCUCGCGCACUCCAUCACCCACUCUAUCACGCAACUGCCGCCCAGCAUGCACACUCUCAAGAUAACGGACCUGUGGCUUGACCUUAAAAUAUUAUCUGGCUUCAAUCCUCUCGCAUGGGCCAGUCUCACGAGUCUCGAGAUCGUGGUAGAGGCACUCGAUUGCUUCCCCCACUUACUCCGCAUGUGUCCCAACCUCACAUCCUUGACGAUCAUUGGCAUUUUCAUGUCGGCGAUCGAAACCUCGGACACAACGUCGCACCCCAAGCUUCAAUCCUUGCGCAUAUCCGGGGAUUUGAGUUUGGAUUGGAUCGGAGAUUUCGGGCUAUUCGAUAUCAUCACGCUUCCUAGUCUGCGCGCGGUCGAGGUUCGCAAUGUAGGGACAUGGCCUCAUGAAGGGUUCAAGGCGUUUUUGACGCGGUCUGGGUGUCCCAUCGAGAGCUUAAUCUUUGGCGGUGGAGUGAUGAUAACGGAUCGGCAGCUAGAAGAAUAUGUUACUAUUUUUCCUUCUCUCGCGGUAGUGACAGAUCCUAUGCGUUCCUCGUUUUACUUUUGACUUGAAUGAACUCGGACAAUAGUUUAUACUUAUCCUACACAAUUGUUUGGUGCUACGUAGUUCACGAUAUGAUGAUACGGAGAUUGUGCCAUAGCCUAUACUUAUCCUACGAUACGAAUAUGAUCGCGACUCAGUCAGGAGACGGGCAGGCAUCUG
Messenger RNA from Suillus bovinus, 1420 nucleotides. RefSeq lists its product as uncharacterized. Gene Ontology annotation, molecular function: protein binding. Bases 104 to 1264 code for a protein of 386 amino acids. The record is from RefSeq and is a predicted model, not a curated record. The transcript has 3 exons. NCBI's taxonomy places the organism in Eukaryota, Fungi, Basidiomycota, Agaricomycetes, Boletales, Suillaceae.